Messenger RNA from Trematosphaeria pertusa, 1532 nucleotides. RefSeq lists its product as uncharacterized. The record is from RefSeq and is a predicted model, not a curated record. The transcript has a single exon. NCBI's taxonomy places the organism in Eukaryota, Fungi, Ascomycota, Dothideomycetes, Pleosporales, Trematosphaeriaceae. Bases 209 to 1237 code for a protein of 342 amino acids.
GUGAUACUACUCCAACGGACGAAGCAUUGUACGUGAAUAACACUUUGUUUGCGACGUCCUGAAGGCGAGAGUGGACGACGUUACGCAGUGAGCGGUUAUUGGGUAUCGGGUGUGCAUGGACGAAAAGGUCAUCUGGUAGAUGGACGCGUGCCUUAUGACACCCGAUUGAUGCGUCGCAAGGUCGAGCGCGAGAGGGGCGUUACACAGGAUGCGUCUCAUUAAGCAGGUAUCGUCGACUCGUGGGACCGUGGUUAAGGAUCUGUUCCAGUCGACGAGGGAAUCGAAAUGGAGCCUGCUGCCUGCGCAUCUACCCGUCGAGCACGGCAACCGGCAUUACCAAGCCCCACAAGACAUAGCCGCUAGGAAACUGAGGCCGCUCUGUCCUCGCAAACGGCCACCCUUCCUCAUUCUGCUUCCACUGCCGCCAGCAAAUUCUCCCUCGGCCGUCAUGGAUCCCAGUGCCCAUGCGUUCUGGUCUCCUUCUCGGGAUCCAAGAGGUGUAGCACCACGAAGGGGCGAAUUCGCAGCGCCACGUUCAACCGACCUGCUGGAUAGAUUCUCGAUCGCGGGCCCGUACCGAAGCGCGCAUAUGGACGAAGGGUAUGGCCUGCGUGGAAGAACGGCGCGAGGCAGGGAGUACACUGCUCCACCGUCCAGAGACGUCAUGGAGCGGUUCUCAUCCCAUGGACCGUCCCGGUGGCCGGUGAUGAACGAGAUCCAGGCCUCUGCGCCGUCCGUGGAGGGUUCCAUUGGGGAGCGAGGGUCGUCGGUCGCAUCCAGUAUGACAUUUGGGCGCGCAUCGACGCCGAAUGGCUUUGCGCUGGGUGGAUCUGCCCGGUCUCCCUCUACGAACGCUCCAGUCACGAUGCCGCCGCAGCGUGUGUGGCAGGACCCACAGUCGCCGUUGCACAGCAUGCCUGCCAAUCAUGCGCCACCGCUUCGUCGACAAUCGACCUCCACCUUCAGCUCCAGUGUCGCGCGUCCCCAGCAGCGGUUUGGCGAUUUGCCGGCGACUCCUCCAUUCUCGCCAGAUCUGCCUCUUGCUCGUCGCCGCUUCCCGGCUUCGCCCUUCUCUUCUCCUCCCCAGCGCAACUUCGCCACGAUCGCGACCAAAGGGCCUUCAACCAGGCAAUCGCGAGUGGAUUUCGGCGAUCGUAACAGCGAGGGCAGUGGGCGACACACAGGUUCCACCAUUUCUCAUCGUCGCGGGCAAGAACCACCUCUCAGCGUGGUAUGAAGGCAGCCAGCUGCCGCGCGACUGGGUUAUAGCUGUCUCCGAAAGCGGCUGGACAAUAAAUGAAGUUGGUAUCGCGUGGUUAAAGCACUUUGACGCGCACACCAAGGGUCGCGUUGUGGGCGUGUAUCGCCUGCUAAUUUUAGACGGCCAUAAAAGCCACAGCUCCGUCGAAUUCCAGCAGUACUGCAAGGAGAACAAAAUCGUGGCUCUCUGUAUGCUGGCACAUUUAUUACACCUCCUGCAGCCACUUAAUGUUAGCUGCUUCUUGCUAUUAAAGGUAGCAUAUAGCUGCUAA